AUGAGAAGACGGACAUCUGCUGUGUGGUCCUAUCCUCGAGAGCACAAGUGGUGGGAUACCAUUGUACCUGAAUUCACUCCAGAACAGUUCAUCCAGAAUUUUCGGGUCUCACGGGAGUCUUUUGAGUACAUCUGUUGUCGCCUCAAGCAUGUGCUUGAACGAAGGAACACCAAUUUCCGCUUGUGUGUACCUGUAAAAAAACGAAUUGCCAUUGCCCUUUGGAAGCUUGCCACUGGCAAUGAGUACAGAAGUGUCAGUCAGCUUUUCGGGGUUGGCGUGAGCACUGUAUUCAACUGUGUGCAGGACUUCUGCAACGCUGUAAUUAAAGUUCUUCUGCCUGUACACAUUAAAUUCCCAGAUUCAAGAAAGUUGAAAGAGAUGGCAGAUGUUUUUGAAAAUCGCUGGGACGUUCCUCAAUGUGUGGGUGCAAUAGAUGGAAGCCACAUUCCAAUAAUAGCACCUGAAAAAUACCCUCGUGACUAUUUUAACAGGAAAGGGUGGCAUUCAAUAGUAAUUCAAGCAGUAGUGGAUGGCAAAGGGCUUUUCUGGGAUUUGUGUGUUGGCCAUCCUGGCAGCGUACAUGAUGCGAGGGUCCUAAGACAGUCUUAUUUGUGGAAGAUGUUGAAUGAUGGACACCCGUUAAACCAAAGCAAAGUACACAUCUCUGGUUAUGAUGUUGGAUACUACCUGAUUGGAGACUCAGCCUAUCCCUUGCAAAACUGGCUGAUGAAGCCAUUUCCAGACACGGGCAGACUAACCCCACAGCAGCAACGGUUCAAUCUCAGGUUGAGUUGUGCAAGGUCAGUUGUGGACUCAAGUUUUGGAAGGCUAAAGGCAAGAUGGAGGUGCCUCUUAAAAAGGAGUGACUGUAAACUGGAGCUGAUAAAGAAGAUGGUUUUGACCUGCUGUGUGCUGCACAAUAUCUGUGAGGAACGUGACCACUUCAGUGACGACCUUUCAGCCAUCCAUAUGUACAUGCAGCCUCCCGUUCAGGCAUUAAUUGAUCACGGACAACCAGAAGGGACGGAUGUACAAGCUGCAUUAUUAGGCUACUUUAACGGACAGGACAGUGAAAUUAUUCAAGUUGCAGUUUAA
Messenger RNA from Sinocyclocheilus grahami, 1095 nucleotides. RefSeq names its product putative nuclease HARBI1. Bases 1 to 1095 code for a protein of 364 amino acids. The record is from RefSeq and is a predicted model, not a curated record. The transcript has a single exon. Lineage: Eukaryota; Metazoa; Chordata; Actinopteri; Cypriniformes; Cyprinidae.